CCUUUUCCUAGCAAUACACUGCUGUGCAUUAGGUGGUGUUGGUGCUUACUAAUAUAAAUACUUCUGAACUCAUUGUCAAAUAACCUUAUCAAAACACAAUUCUUAUUUAUUAUGUAUUAUUAGAAUGACUGCAAAGAUCAUGAAACAUAUUAGAGCCAUAAGGAUUCUUCAAAACAAAUUUGAUUACAGUUGCUUCCAAGAACAGCUCUGCUACCAUUUGCUGCAGGAAAGAGGGGUGAUCGUUUAUGAGUACAGUUGACGCUGUCUCUUACUGUAUGGUCUUCUCAGGAACCUUCUUGCACACUUAACAAGGCCCUGGGAUGCAUAUCUCCAGCAAUUAUGCUGUUGCUAUUUACUGAGAACUUGGUAUGGACUUUUUGAAGAUAACAGAAUUACCUUCAAUGUAAACUACAUUUGCAAAAGUCCUGGCCCAUUUCAUUGUGGAAACUGAGGUUUCUUCUUCAGAUCCACUUGAUUCUGAACAAGCUUGUUGCAAGUUUUUCCACGUAAUGUGAAUGUAGGUACUGUAAUUAUAUUGACCUGCUUUUGAGCAUUAUCAAUGUCUUCAGCUACACAUCUUCAAGCAUCACAGCUCUGAUAGGAAGAACUAAGUAGAUGUCACCAGCCCCCUCAAAGCAGGGUCCAUGUGUUCUGUCCUUCGGGAGGAAACUGGUCAAUUCUCAUCACCAUUGAAAAGAGCCUCAGGCUAGCAAGAUCACAAUCCAAGCACAGAGCAGAAGAAUGCCAGUAACCAACAACACUGUGAGCUCAGCCAUCAAGAGCCAAUCAGAAUACAUAACCCCAUCUUUGCAGGACCUCCAGCAUCUGCUCUGGACACGAAGAGGAGCAAGUGGCCAUGUCGACCAAGUGUGGCCCAGAAUCUACCUGGGAGAUAAAUGGGCAGCUAAAGACAAGAGGUCACUUCAGUCACUUCAAAUCACUCAUAUCCUAAACGCUGCUGAUGGGAAAUACAAUGUCUGCACUGGAGCAAGGUACUACAGGGACAUGAACAUAAUCUACCAUGGGGUUGAGGCUUUUGACACAACAGCUUUUGAUAUCAGCCCUUUCUUCUACUCUGCAGCUAAAUUCAUCAGGGAAGCUUUAGAGAAGCCUGGCGGCAACGUGUUAGUCCACUGUGCAAUGGGCCUCAGUCGCUCGGCAACUCUGGUGCUGGCCUUCCUGAUGAUCUACGAAAAUAAGACUCUGGUGGAUGCCCUCAAGGCUGUUAGUGAACACAGGAAUAUCUCUCCUAAUAUGGGCUUUCUUGGCCAGCUUCAAAAAUUAGACAUGAGAUUAAACGAUGAAAGAAAAUUAAGGAGAGAGUGCAAUUGAGAUGUUUAGGUCUCUUAAUGUGGUCUCCUACCUACAUCCUACUGUAGGUAGAAGACCACAAACCAAACUCAUCUAUCAACAACUAACAUACUAGCCAUCUCAUAGAAGAAGACUUAGAAGAUUUGGUGCUGCAUUCAUAAACCAUUAUUGUGCCAAUAAUUGGAUUGCGGCCCUAUGCAUUUACUGGCAUGUCUUUAUUCUCUGGUUUUAUUGUCCCAAUACUAAUAAAAAUAUAUUAAAGUACA
Acipenser ruthenus (sterlet) is the source of this 1577-nucleotide messenger RNA. RefSeq names its product dual specificity protein phosphatase 13-like. The transcript is spliced from 4 exons. Gene Ontology annotation, biological process: protein dephosphorylation; negative regulation of MAPK cascade. NCBI's taxonomy places the organism in Eukaryota, Metazoa, Chordata, Actinopteri, Acipenseriformes, Acipenseridae. Bases 742 to 1332 code for a protein of 196 amino acids. Gene Ontology annotation, molecular function: MAP kinase phosphatase activity; protein tyrosine/serine/threonine phosphatase activity. Gene Ontology annotation, cellular component: cytoplasm. The record is from RefSeq and is a predicted model, not a curated record.